This is a messenger RNA of Cannabis sativa, 2633 nucleotides long. RefSeq names its product putative beta-D-xylosidase. Gene Ontology annotation, cellular component: plant-type cell wall. The record is from RefSeq and is a predicted model, not a curated record. Gene Ontology annotation, molecular function: alpha-L-arabinofuranosidase activity; xylan 1,4-beta-xylosidase activity. The transcript is spliced from 7 exons. Gene Ontology annotation, biological process: arabinan catabolic process; xylan catabolic process. The coding region runs from base 205 to 2559 and encodes 784 amino acids. NCBI's taxonomy places the organism in Eukaryota, Viridiplantae, Streptophyta, Magnoliopsida, Rosales, Cannabaceae.
CAUCUUGUAACGCUAUACUCAUCCAUCCAAUUAAUUUGUUAAUAAUCUAUAUAUAUAUAUAUUCUCUUUCAUGCAUUUUCUAACACUAUAUAUACCCCUUUAUCUCAUUUCAUUUUUAUCCAAAACCAAAACCCAAACUCAUUACUACUAUAGCAGUACUUUCCACUAUUCCAUUACUCCAUCUAAAAAAUCUGGCUAGCUAUUAUGGCCAAAACCACCAAUAUUAACGACCUCAAAUAUGGUCACACACUUGUCGUUUUACUAUUUUGUGUGUCGUUUUGUAUUAGUAGCAUAAUAGUAGUGGAAGCACGGCAACCAUUUGCUUGUGACCCCAAAAAGGGUAUCACAAAGAGUCUAAGAUUCUGUGAAACGAGACUACCAAUACACGUAAGAGCUAGAGACUUGAUCGGACGGCUGACAUUGGCUGAGAAGAUCAGACUGUUGGUUAACAACGCAAUUUCUGUGCCUAGGCUUGGGAUUGAAGGCUACGAAUGGUGGUCGGAGGCUCUUCAUGGGGUCUCCAACACUGGUCCUGGGGUUAAGUUUGGUGGGGCCUUCCCUGGUUCCACUAGUUUCCCUCAAGUCAUCACCACCGCUGCUUCUUUCAAUCAAUCCUUGUGGCAACAAAUCGGACGGGUAGUGUCAGAUGAAGCAAGAGCAAUGUACAAUGGAGGACAAGCCGGUUUGACAUAUUGGAGUCCAAAUGUGAAUAUUUUUCGGGACCCUAGGUGGGGCCGAGGCCAAGAAACUCCCGGUGAAGACCCCGUCUUGGCUGCAAAGUACGCCGUUAAUUAUGUUAAGGGACUCCAAGGUGCCGGGUCAGGAAAUAGGCUCAAGGUUGCUGCUUGUUGCAAGCACUACACAGCCUAUGAUCUUGAUAAUUGGAUUGGUGUAGAUCGGUACCAUUUCAAUGCUAGGGUGAGCAAGCAAGACUUGGAAGAUACCUAUGAUGUACCAUUCAAAGCUUGUGUAGUGGAAGGAGAUGUUGCUAGUGUAAUGUGCUCUUACAAUCAAGUCAAUGGAGUACCCACUUGUGCUGACCCUAAUCUACUAAAGGGCACAAUCAGAGGUCAAUGGCAUCUCAAUGGAUAUAUUGUCUCAGAUUGUGAUUCUGUUGGUGUUCUAUAUGAUUCUCAACAUUAUACUAAGACACCAGAAGAAGCAGCAGCUGUCACUAUCAAAUCAGGUUUGGAUUUGGAUUGUGGGCCGUUCCUAGCAGUUCACACCCAGGGAGCUAUAAGUAAAGGCUUAUUGAGUGAAAAUGAUGUUAACAAUGCUCUUAUUAACACAGUCACAGUCCAAAUGAGAUUGGGCAUGUUUGAUGGUGAGCCAUCAGCCCAACCAUUUGGAAACUUGGGCCCAAAAGAUGUUUGCAGUCCAGCCCAUCAACAAUUGGCUCUUGAAGCAGCCCACCAAGGCAUUGUUCUUCUUCAAAACCUUGGCAAAAGCUUGCCACUCUCAACUCGACUUCACAAAACUGUAGCUGUCAUUGGGCCCAAUUCUGAUGUUACUCAAACCAUGAUAGGAAACUAUGCUGGUGUUCCUUGUGGUUAUGUGACACCGCUACAAGGAAUAGGAAGGUAUGCCAAGACUGUUCACCAAAAUGGGUGCACAAGCGUUGCUUGUGGCGACAACCAACACUUUGGUUAUGCAGAAGUUGCAGCUCGACAUGCUGAUGCCACCGUCUUGGUAAUGGGCCUUGACCAAUCAAUUGAGGCCGAGUCCUUGGAUCGAACUGGGCUUCUCUUACCAGGCCACCAACAAGAGCUCAUAUUAAGAGUAGCUAAGGCCUCUAGAGGCCCAACUAUUUUGGUCUUAAUGUCUGGUGGCCCAAUCGAUAUUUCAUUUGUCAAGAAUGAGCCUCGUAUUAGUGCGAUUCUUUGGGCUGGAUACCCUGGCCAAGCUGGUGGUGCUGCCAUUGCUGAUAUUAUAUUUGGUUCCAAGAGUCCAGGAGGAAAACUUCCAAUGACAUGGUAUCCACAAAGCUACCUAUCUAAAGUGCCAAUGACAAACAUGGACCUAAGAGCAAACCCAGCAAGAGGGUACCCGGGGAGAACAUACCGUUUCUACAAAGGCCCAGUUAUUUUCCCUUUCGGGUUUGGGCUUAGCUACACAUCAUUUUCUCACAAACUAGUGGAAGGCCCAACACAAGUCUCUGUGCCAUUAUUGACCAGUUUCCGUUCUUCUUCUACAAACUCAACAAUGUUAAGUAAAGGUAUUAGAGUAACACAUACAGAGUGCAAUUCCCUCUUUUUAGGAGUACACAUCGAUGUCGAAAAUAAUGGGCCUGUGGAUGGAACCAACACAUUGCUUGUGUACUCAAGCCCACCAAAAGGUAAAUGGGCUGGAGAGAAGCAAUUAGUGGGCUUUCAUAAGGUCCAUUUAGUAGCUGGGUCAAGACAACGAGUCAAGAUUGAUGUUCAUGCUUGUAAACACCUAAGUGUUGUGGAUGAAUUUGGGAUCCGAAGGAUUCCAAUGGGCCAACAUACACUUCAUAUUGGUGAUGAUCUCAAGCACUCUAUAUCAUUUCAAGCUGAUUUAGGUGAAAUUAAGUCUUAGAAAAUUCAAACUGUCAAUACACAUUGAUGAGUGAAAAAUAAAUCUUACAUAUAUUACAUAUUCUAGUUUUUUUU